Hemicordylus capensis (graceful crag lizard) is the source of this 960-nucleotide messenger RNA. Its product is annotated as olfactory receptor 10AG1-like. Gene Ontology annotation, molecular function: G protein-coupled receptor activity; olfactory receptor activity. The coding region runs from base 1 to 960 and encodes 319 amino acids. The transcript has a single exon. Gene Ontology annotation, biological process: G protein-coupled receptor signaling pathway. Lineage: Eukaryota; Metazoa; Chordata; Lepidosauria; Squamata; Cordylidae. The record is from RefSeq and is a predicted model, not a curated record. Gene Ontology annotation, cellular component: membrane.
AUGGAUGUUGGACAGGCCAGAGACUGGGAGAACGAGAGCGCUGUGAAUGAAUUCAUCUUGCUGGGAUACCAUAAGCAUCCUGCCCUCCUCUUCACCGCCUUCCUGGUCGUCUAUCUGGCCAUUCUACUAGGUAAUGGUCUGAUUGUGGUAGUGACGACAUGGGACCCUGCUCUUCAAACCCCUAUGUACUUUUUUCUGAGAAGCUUAUCAGGCCUUGAGUUGUGUUAUACCUCAGUCACUCUUCCCAAGAUGAUGGCCAGUCUAGCCACUGGGCACCGUACCAUCUCCCUGCCAGCCUGUGCUUCACAGAUGUUCUUCCUGCUCUUCCUGGGUGGGACUGAAUGCUUCUUGCUGGCAGUCAUGGCCUAUGACCGCUAUCUUGCCAUCUGCCGGCCUCUACACUAUAUGAACAUCAUGAAUCAGAGGGUGUGUGUGGGACUGGUGACGGGUUCAUUUGUCAUCAGCUUUCCAAUGCAGAUAGUGCAAAUUGGCCUCAUCUUCUCCCUACCAUUCUGUGGCUCCAAUGAGAUGGACCACUUCUUCUGUGACAUCCCACCAGUACUCAGCUUGGCAUGUGCUGACUUGUAUGCAAAUGAACUGGCAAUCUGCACUGAGAAUGUUGUAUUUGUUCUGGUCCCAUUUGUGCUCAUCUUGGCCUCCUAUGUAUACAUUACCAGGGCUAUACUGCGCAUGUCAUCAGCCACAGGACGCCAGAAGGCCUUUUCCACUUGUUCAUCUCACUUGACUGUGGUCAGUCUCUUCUAUGGCUCAGCGAUGCUUGUUUACUUACGCCCCCAAACCCCAGACUCUGUGAAGGUUGACAAGCUACUCUCUCUUUUCUACACAAUCCUCAUUCCCCUUUGCAACCCCCUGAUCUAUACACUGAGAAACAAAGAAGUGAAGGCUGCUCUGAAGAGAGGCAUUAGCACCGUCACUGCUGCCAUUUGGCCAGGAUUUUGA